AUGCGCACGAGAAUCAAGGAAGAGAUUUGCCCAGUAGAAGGAGACAGUGUCGAAAAUGAGGCUUCGAAUGAAUGUGUGGAAAACGAAUCGCCACGAAAGGGCCAAAAAACGAACCAACUAGCGAAUGUGAAGUGCCUCGAAUGUCACUGUGUCGGAACAGUGAUGAAAACAGUCGAUGGAAUCGUCCUUUCUCCGAAUAAAGUGAAAAAGACUUUGAUCGAUCUCGGUGGAGGAUUUUUCAUGCCGAACUUAAAAAAAAUGAUGCCGGUGGAGAAGGUGAAACUUGCAAAUCAAAAGGCGAAAGAAUUCAUGGAGGGUUUUAAUGUAGCCGUGGAAAAGAGUGAAGACAAUGGACCCUCCAAGGGAUUUUUCAAAAAGAUCAGAGAGAGGUUCACUAGAGGCAUACGAAUGGCAGAACGUGAGAAGAAAGUAAGGCUUGCCGAUAUGCUGGAGCGAGAAAAGAAAAAAACUCCGGCGAGAGAUGCUCCCGAUCAGUUCAGGGGAAUCUUCUCUGACGAGUUCGAAGAGAACCAUUUUUGGCGAUCGAAAAAACGUUUUUCUCUUCAGUAA
This is a messenger RNA of Oikopleura dioica, 570 nucleotides long. NCBI's taxonomy places the organism in Eukaryota, Metazoa, Chordata, Appendicularia, Copelata, Oikopleuridae. The record is from the annotation of a GenBank genome assembly.